CCCGGGCCCAUAUUUGCGGGGCAUUUGUCAGACUGAGGGAAACGAUUGCUCUCUCCCCUCAUUCAGCGUCGCGUUGUUUCUGCGCAAUAGACUCUCCCUCUAUUCGCAGACUACCACAAGAUGACAUUUUCUGGAGCCUUGACGUUGACGGACCUGAAUGACUUCAUCACGCCGUCCCAAGCGUGUAUCAAGCCGGUUGAGCAGACAAACAAGGUCGAGGCGAAGGACUCUGGCGCUGCUUCGACCCAGAUUCAGGUUGACUCGAGUGGAUCGUACUAUGAGGUCGCGACAAAUGGUGCUACCAAGGAAAAGAAGCUCGAGACAGCCCAGAUCAGCCUCAACGACUGCCUUGCAUGUAGCGGCUGCAUCACCUCCGCUGAAUCCGUUCUGAUCACUAUGCAGUCCCACACCGAGGUGCUCAACUUCCUCGCGAACAAUCCCUACCACACGCUCCCCGCGCACCGCAUCCCCGUUCUGUCCAUCGCGCCGCAAAGCCUCGCGUCUCUCGCAGCGUCCCUUUCCUCGAGUAGCGCGCACCUCGUCGACCUUGGCCGCAUCCUCCGCCGCGUGCAGACGUUCUGUACGCAGGCGCUCGGUUUCGCACAUGUAUUUGACACGACGUUCGCGCGGCAUCUCGCGCUGUUGGAGCACGCGGCCGAGUUUGCGGAGCGAAGGCGUGGUGAGGGCAAGCUGCCGAUGCUCGCGAGCGCGUGCCCCGGCUGGAUAUGCUAUGCGGAGAAGACCCACCCUGAGAUGUUGCCGUUCAUUAGCGCAACCAAGAGCCCGCAGCAGGUCAUGGGCACACUCGUGAAAGAGUGGAUGGCUCGCCGGUGGUGCAAGCGUCCGGACCAGAUAUACCACGUCACGGUGAUGCCGUGCUACGACAAGAAGCUUGAGGCGUCACGGCAGGACUUUUACAACGAGCAGUACGUGACACGCGAUGUCGACUGCGUGCUCACGACCGGCGAGCUCGAACAGCUCAUGCGCGAGAAGCAGUGGGAUCUCUCGCUGCCCGUCGUUGACGAGUCCGCGCGGCCAUCAUUUGGCAGCGAAGACGGGAGCGCUAUCGACUUACCCGAGCUGCUCGUACAUCCUGGGUCGAGCUCUGGAUCCUAUCUGCAGUCAUUGAUCUCGAUGUGCGCCGAUGCAUCUCUAGGAAACUCCGAGCCCUCCUCGUACGAACACACGGUGAGAAUUGUGCGCUCGGCAGACUACGAGGAGAACAUAUUAGCACAUAGGGACUCCGGCAAAGCGAUGUUCAAGGGCGCGAAGUGUUAUGGAUUCCGGAACCUACAGAACGUCGUGCGGAAGAUCGGACGCGAUGCGGGCGUGCAGGUCGGGCGCGGCGCAGCGGGUCGAAUGGCGGGCGUGCGUGCGCGGGGCCGGGUGCGUAAGUUCGGAGCGGCUGUGAAUGGAGAUGCAGGCGCUGAGGUGGCGAACGGGUACGACUACGUCGAGGUAAUGGCAUGCCCAGGCGGGUGCGUCAAUGGUGGUGGUCAGCUGCGCCCGAGUGCUGCCGCACUGGCACAAGCGCAGAAUGUGGAUGCGGAGGGGUACCAGCGCGAUUGGGCUGAGAGCGGGGUGCGCGUCGAUGGGGAUGCGAGUCUGCCCGGAUCGGAUGGGAAGUGGGGGAGCAAGGGGUGGACGAAGCGGGUUGAGGAGGCGUACUGGCAUGCGCUGCCCACGCCCCCACCGUCGCCGCCGGUUGAUGCGGCUGACAAGGUGCCUGCCUUUGGUGACUGGGAGGCGGCGAGGAGGGCAGCAGCGGACCGUGUUGCCCUCCGCGUGCUGUCCGAUCUGUGUCGCCCGACGUGCGGAAUACCACAGAGCUGGUCGACUCGCCUGGACGACGAGGCUGAGGCUCGUAGACGGAAGCUCUUCCGGACUCAGUACCGAGCAGUAGAGAGCGAAGUGGUUGGCCUCGCAGUAAAAUGGUAGAUGUGUGAGCCUAUGUAUAUAUUGUAUAUUGAGUUGCAAAUACAGGCUGGUGAUAUAUUAUAGUAUGCCAACAGGAGGACGAUUAUUACAGGCACAUACAGGGAUUGCGAUGGAUAGGGUGC
This is a messenger RNA of Laetiporus sulphureus 93-53, 2060 nucleotides long. RefSeq names its product iron hydrogenase. Gene Ontology annotation, biological process: iron-sulfur cluster assembly. The transcript has 5 exons. Gene Ontology annotation, cellular component: cytosolic [4Fe-4S] assembly targeting complex. Gene Ontology annotation, molecular function: 4 iron, 4 sulfur cluster binding. NCBI's taxonomy places the organism in Eukaryota, Fungi, Basidiomycota, Agaricomycetes, Polyporales, Laetiporaceae. The coding region runs from base 121 to 1938 and encodes 605 amino acids. The record is from RefSeq and is a predicted model, not a curated record.